Messenger RNA from Coffea eugenioides, 1161 nucleotides. RefSeq names its product cytochrome b561 and DOMON domain-containing protein At4g17280-like. The transcript has 2 exons. The record is from RefSeq and is a predicted model, not a curated record. Lineage: Eukaryota; Viridiplantae; Streptophyta; Magnoliopsida; Gentianales; Rubiaceae. Bases 1 to 1161 code for a protein of 386 amino acids.
AUGGGUGCAACAAGAAGAUGCAUGGUGAUUGUUGGCGUCCUGUUUGCUCUCUUUAUGUCGUCAACUUCUGCACAAUCAUGUUCUAAGUACAAAUUUGCUGGCAAUAAAGUUUUCAGUACCUGCAGCGAUCUUCCAUAUUUGAACUCCUAUCUUCAUUGGACGUACAGCCCAUCUUCCCAGAGUCUUGAGAUUGCAUUUAGGUGCAUGGGGACAUCAUCAUCAAGAUGGGUUUCUUGGGCUAUCAAUCCAACUUCUCAAGGCAUGGUGGGAUCACAAUCACUCGUGGCUUUCCAAAAAUCUGAUGGAACCAUGAGAGCCUACACUUCGCCUAUAAAGGGUUACCAGACGAGAUUACAAGAAGGAGAUUUGAGCUUCCCAGUUUCGGAUUUAUCUGCUAUUUAUUCGAAUAAUGAGAUGAUUAUUUUUGCUACCUUGAAGCUGCAGAAUUCGAGCUCUACCCUGAACCAGGUGUGGCAAGAAGGUCCACUCUCAAACGACAGCCCUGGAAUGCAUCCCACCACUGGUCCUAAUGUCCAAUCCAUGGGAACUCUCAACCUACUUUCUGGAGAAUCUAAGACCACAGCAGGAGCCUCAAGUUCAAAACUCAAGUCUAAGAAUAUUCAUGGGGUGCUAAACGCGGUUAGUUGGGGAAUUCUGAUGCCUCUGGGGGCUAUAAUCGCAAGAUACGUUAAGGAAUUUCCUUUGGCGGACCCUGCUUGGUUUUACCUUCAUGUUACGUGCCAAUUAUCGGCCUUUAUCCUUGGCGUGGCCGGAUUUGGCACUGGCCUCCACCUGGGGAGCCAGUCUCCAGGAGUCGCGUACGCAGUCCACAGGGGCCUUGGCAUUGCUGUCUUUACCCUGGCAUUGGUUCAGGUGAGUGCUUUGUUUAUAAGGCCGAAGAAGGAUCACAAGUGGAGAAGCUACUGGAAUUACUUCCACUACUUGGUCGGAUACGGAAUUCUCGGCAUCAGCAUUGCCAACAUUUUCAAAGGAUUGGAUAUCCUGAGCCCGGCGAAGAUAUGGAAAAGAGCAUACAUUGGCAUCUUGGUUACCCUGGCAUCCCUUGCCCUUCUCUUGGAAGUAAUUGUAUGGUUCCUGAAGAGGAGAAAGAGAUCUGCAGGUGCUGACAGGUCGUCCCACGGCACCAAUGAGACAGUCUAG